Penicillium waksmanii is the source of this 777-nucleotide messenger RNA. RefSeq names its product PSME3-interacting protein. Gene Ontology annotation, cellular component: nucleus. The coding region runs from base 1 to 777 and encodes 258 amino acids. Lineage: Eukaryota; Fungi; Ascomycota; Eurotiomycetes; Eurotiales; Aspergillaceae. The transcript has 2 exons. The record is from RefSeq and is a predicted model, not a curated record.
AUGUCCUCCGGAUUCGUGGCAUCCGGUACAAACGAGCAGCCGGUCGAGCGGGAUGACGACUGGCUGCGCGCCGAGCAGGAGCUGGAGGAAGAGCGUCGGCGCAAGGUGGAGAUGGGCAAGCAGAAUGAUGGCAAGAGCCUGUUCGAGGUGCUGGAGCAGAACAAAAUGGCCAAACAAGAAGCCUUUGAGGAGAAAACCAAAUUGAAGAACCAAUUCCGCUCCCUCGACGAAGACGAAGUUGACUUCCUUGAUUCCGUCCUCGAGUCUACUCGUGCCCAGGAGGCCGCCGUCAAAAAGGAUACCGCCGAUCAGCUAGAAGUCUUUCGCAAACAACGUGAGGAGGCCGAGAAGGCGCUUCUAGGUCCCACAACGUCAGAUGUCACUCCUGCAGAGGAGGAGGAAUGGGCGAUCCCGGCGCGUAAGCGACGCAGGGAUAAGAAAGAUUUUCUUCUACCUGGGAAGAAACGAAAGGCUUCGUUGGAGGGAGGAAAGGAUACGGCUGGGUCUCCAGACGCGAAAACAAAUCAAUCGAGCCAAAAGAAUGGGAUAAGUGCUACUGGCGCGCCACCGAAGUCAUCGCUUAAGCAACAGCCUGAAAGCGUCAACGUGGCUAGUAAUGCCACAAAGCCGUCAGCCGCACAAGGGAGAUCAGAUGCGACCGACAAAGGCCAAUCACAAACGAAUCAACCGAAGAAAGAAGCGCAGACUUCAGCUCCAGCUCCGGCUCCGGCGGGGCUUGGACUGGUCGGCUACGGGUCAGAUUCCGAUUCGGAAUAA